AUCAGUUCAGUUGUUUUGUUUGUAUACUUUUUUGAGUUUGUCUAAGUUAACCUAUAUGGAUAAAAAAACACUAUAACUAAACAUUAUAAAUCAAUCAGUCUUUCAUAACACUGUUAAAAAUUAAAAAGAGUUAUUUCAGAUAAUUUAUCAUUAUGUAUCAACAACAGCAGUCAUCGGACAGUCAAGAUCUAGCCUUGUUCAGGACGGUAUUGACUUAUUGCGUUUUCAUCUUGGCCUUGCCAAUAUGUGCAUUCUUUGCAUCUAAGUUCUUUUUGUUUGAUGGUAUUUUGGCCAUGACAACAAUCAACAGCAACGUAUACUCUGCUGUGACGGCAGUCGUAACACUUCACUUGGCCCUGGGCUGUUACAUCUACAGAGCCUACUCUUACGAUCAUACGCCCAAGGCUCCAGCCAAAGUGGACUAAGACACGCGGGGAAACUGUGUAUGGAACAGGGCAAAAGGACCUUAAGUUUCUCCUGUGGCUCCGAAUGCAACCUUGCAUUAUUUAGGACUAUUGUUUUUUAUUGAAGUCACGACAUUAAUUAAUUUAUUGUACAUGAUCACAGUAGUUUUCAGCAGUAUUAUUUCUUAUUUAUUAUCAUUUUGAUUCCUGUUUAAAUUACCAGGCAAAAUUAACGUGUAGUAGUACUUCUGCUAAGUUUCUCUGUAAAAAAUUAUUUUCUAGUUUUGGUGGGAGGAAAUCAGUAAUGUAGGUAAAUGUACCGGUAGCUUAAGGACAUAAAUGUAAUUUGUAAAAAAUUAAGUCUUUUUGUACAUACUUGUAACAAUUGUAAACAUUAACAAUGAAUUAAAAUUGUUUACCUAAAA
Molecule: messenger RNA, 829 nt
Organism: Macrosteles quadrilineatus (aster leafhopper)
Lineage: Eukaryota; Metazoa; Arthropoda; Insecta; Hemiptera; Cicadellidae
Product: vacuolar ATPase assembly integral membrane protein VMA21 homolog
Exons: 4
Coding region: 153-425 (90 amino acids)
Biological process (GO): vacuolar proton-transporting V-type ATPase complex assembly
Cellular component (GO): endoplasmic reticulum membrane
Source: RefSeq, a predicted model, not a curated record